AGACAACUUCUUUUUUUUCCCUCAAUGUCCGAUUCUGAACAAUUAUUAUUUCGACAUCUUGCAGGAAUUUUCCAAACACAUCGGAGCUGUGUUCUGGAAAUUGAGAUCCUCCCGCCAGAGUUUGGCCCGCUGCUUCAAGAUGGGUGUGCCAUAGGCAUCACCAAGAAGGCGCUGGUCCAGGCUUUUGUUGUUGCCCGACGGGUUUUCUUUGACAAGCUUGUGUUUUGGACAGAUAGAGAACUUCUGACGUCGUGCCUAUCUAUAACUGAGAAGUCAGAUACAGCAGAACGGAGCAAUUUCUCUGGGGUCACAGAGAUCAUGUUACUCUUUGACUGUGAACAUCUCACUGCUUGCAACUGGCGAAAAAGACGGUUGGAUGUUCUUAUACAGAGCUUGCGCAGUGGCAAUGGUAUAGCCUUGGGGAGCACUGUCGCACAAGUACUAGAGUCGGAACUUACUCUGUUGACAUCCUUUCUUUGCUCUCCUCUACAUCGACACACCAAGUCCCCGACCUUAUGGCAACACCGGCUGUGGGUUAUGACACAGAUAUUCCAUAUCCGGGCCAUAGCACUGGUUGACGGGUUUUCAAUAUCAUCACCGUCUACAACACCUGACGGGGAGGGCCUUUGGGGCUCCAAAAAUACCGAAGAGCUCAUACAUUCCGAAUUGAGUGUUGCCCUCCGUGCGAGUGAGCAGCAUCCCAGGAAUGUCUAUGCUUUCAGCUACAUGAGGCACCUGCAUCGAGCGUUAUCAGACACCGCAGAGGAUAUUACUACCCCGAGCAGCGCUGAGCGUCUUGCUCGGUGUAUUAUUUACCGCACUGUGGAAUGGUGUAUGGCUCAUCCGCGAGAUAUCUCAGGCUGGAUGUUCGCACUGUAUUUACUCCAGGCUACCCCGGAUAAGGAUUUCAGAUCCAGCGUCUUACACCGGGUGGUCUCCUUUGCUGUCCAGGUCGGAUGGGAUGGCGAGAGUUUGUGGAUAUUCGUGGAUCAAACAGCGAGAGCCUUUGGUCUUGUAAAUGAUCUCUAUAUUACUUUACCGUCUCUCCAUGGUGAAACUUCUGAUUUGACGGGCGCAGACCAGACUUGGAGACUGUGGCUAGCCAGAGCACGGGCACUCUGGGCAGACUGUGAGAAUACAUCGACGUAGGUUGCCUUGUCCUUAAAGUUGGUUCCACGACUGCAUAGUCUAUUCAUAUCAGUCAUUUGUUCAUUUCAUUUCUCAUCCUUUACUCCUGGGAGAUAUUCAACGCGGGCGUAGAAUCUCGUAUUUUGAAUAAGAACGCCUCGCUGAUGAUUACCAAGCUCAUAGAAUCUUCGCUAAAGAGACCAAAUCACUAGAAGAAAACAAGAAGAUUCAUGGCUCCUCGCCACCCCAUCUAGGAAUAUCCCAUGUCCGCAUGUGGUUGUGAUUCCAAGACGUCCGUCAUAUAUAUUGGCUCGCAUCCAUCAUACCUUAUCCUAGGUGUAUAGCAGUCUCGAGGAGGAAGAAUCGAAGGGCCGGCGGAGGAUGCUCGUCAUUUCUUGUUGCCUUCUGCCGCUCGGC
Messenger RNA from Penicilliopsis zonata CBS 506.65, 1545 nucleotides. RefSeq lists its product as hypothetical. Bases 25 to 1149 code for a protein of 374 amino acids. The record is from RefSeq and is a predicted model, not a curated record. Gene Ontology annotation, cellular component: cytoplasm. The transcript has a single exon. Lineage: Eukaryota; Fungi; Ascomycota; Eurotiomycetes; Eurotiales; Aspergillaceae.